Messenger RNA from Drosophila melanogaster (fruit fly), 1393 nucleotides. RefSeq lists its product as uncharacterized. Bases 819 to 1178 code for a protein of 119 amino acids. NCBI's taxonomy places the organism in Eukaryota, Metazoa, Arthropoda, Insecta, Diptera, Drosophilidae. Gene Ontology annotation, cellular component: membrane. Gene Ontology annotation, molecular function: heme binding. The transcript has a single exon. The record is from RefSeq and is marked reviewed.
UCUCAUAUAAAACGCAAAAGCAUUAAAAGCAAAAAAACAAAAAUGGGAAAAAUGAAAGCAAAUUUAAAAUAUAUUUCCAAAAUAUAUAGAACAUAACUAUGAAAACAUAAAAACCGUUUUUUCUUUAAGCAACCAAAUUUGUUGUCAACUGGAAACUUUUAGCUUUGAUUGGCACUUGACACACAUUAUUGCAUUUUGGGUUUGACUGAUUGUACGAUAUGAACCCUGCAAUGUUCCAGUUAUCAAUAAAUGGUGUCGAAGUUAAUGGACAUAACUAACUCAAAGAAAAUUCCCACCAUAAAUUACUCAACGGGAAGUGUUCAAGUGAAUCAUAAACUGUGCUUAGAUUUCACCAACGAUAGAAACCCACUCAAUGACAACUCGCGCCAUCCAUUUGCAUUAAUGAUUUGCACAAAUCCCACCCAAAAAAAGGAGAUUGGUCACUGCCCACACUAGUAGCAGGUCGCCUUGAAAGACGGUGAAAUUCUCACGUAUUUCUUAUCAACCACAAUGCAGACAGAUUGUGGAAAUAACUGAAAUAAAACAGCAAAUAGUAAUUGCCCGUCGAGGGGGAAAUGGGGGAGAACAGGUACAAGGCAAGUACAAGCGAUCUAGGCGAUUGUUUGAACUAUUGAUAAAUGUUAAACAUAAGCAAGGGUCGCCCCUUGGCACGCGUCCAGUGUUUCCGAGUCCGUCCAACGGUUAACAGCUCCUAAAAUUAUCGAAUCAAGAGCGCGACUUAUUAAACGCAAAUUAACAGCAGCCAUUAAAAGACAUUCGCGAACAGCGGAAAGCAAUUAGGAAAUCAAAUCAGCAAUAUGUCACAGUUGUACGAACUCUCGGAGGUGGCCCAGCAGAACGGCAAGAAUGGCAAACCCUGCUGGCUGAUCAUCAAGGGGAACGUGUACGAUGUAACCAAGUUCCUCGGCGAGCAUCCUGGCGGCAGUGAAGCACUACUCGAAUAUGGCGGCAAGGAUGCCACCAAGGCCUUCAAGCAGGCAGGCCAUUCCUCCGACGCAGAAAAGGAUCUAAAGAACUACAAAAUCGGAGAAAUCAACUCAGCUGCACCCAUUCAAGUGCAGCCAACGUCCAAUGGUGCAGCAAAGCCGACGGCAAACACAAUAUCCGAAGAUCCCGAACCCGCGAAGAAUAGCUCCUCCGGUUUCUGUUGCUGCUAGUCAUAGGUUUACAUGUCAUUUGAUUGAUUUAUUAACAUAGGAUGAGGUCGUAGUUAGUUUAUCAUAGUUAAAUUGUAAAUAGUUCUAGGUUUAUCUCAUAAUAGCUACAUCUUCAUGUCCACAAAGCUAUCUUAAAAAAGAUCAACUCUUCUUAAACGAUCUGAAUAAAUUGCAAACAAAGCCGGCGGAGCUGCUCCACCAAUUUCAAAAAAAUU